This is a messenger RNA of Cannabis sativa, 4357 nucleotides long. RefSeq lists its product as uncharacterized. Gene Ontology annotation, biological process: cell wall modification. Lineage: Eukaryota; Viridiplantae; Streptophyta; Magnoliopsida; Rosales; Cannabaceae. The transcript is spliced from 5 exons. Gene Ontology annotation, molecular function: pectinesterase activity; pectinesterase inhibitor activity. The coding region runs from base 37 to 4125 and encodes 1362 amino acids. The record is from RefSeq and is a predicted model, not a curated record.
CAACACUUAAUUAUUAAAAUUAAUUAUUACUUAUUUAUGAGUGGGAAAGUAAAAAUACCAAGACUAGUCUCCGUGAAUAAUAAUGUAUUCACGGUUGGAUUAGUGAUUUUUAUUAUUGUCAUUGGUGUGAAUUUUCAAAUUGGCAUUAUUAAUGCUCAAUUUGAGUUUGAGUUUGGACCUGAAGGAAUUUGGAGCGAUGAGAGUGUUGAUGGCACUCUUCACGCGCGGCUACCGGCAUUUUCGGUUGCAUCCUCAACUCAUGCUGCUGCAGCAACCACAUUUUGUGAGCCAUGUGAUCACAAAGAGGCAUGUAUGGAGAGCAUUGAGUCUGUUGUGGCCAAUAACAAUGCAAACCCCAAGGAUUUUCUCCAAGCGGCUUUACAAUCAACCAUCAAACAAGUGAGCACUGCAAGAGAUGUGUCUGGUGGCAUAGCAGCAAAGUCCAUUGGCUCAAGAAAGAUCUUCAUGGAAGAUUGUAAGGAUUUGCUUGGAUUUGCUGUGGAUGAGCUUAAGAAUUGCUUUUCUACCGUGGGAUCGGGUGAUUUGUAUGCCUUGCAUGACAAACGAGUUGAUCUUCUCAAUUGGUUGAGUGCUGUUAUUUCUUACCAACACACUUGUCUUGAUGGCAUAUUUGAUUCACAACUCAAGAAGGAGAUUUUGUUGAGUGGUCUCUCUAAUGCUGACAAGCUUACUAGCAAUGCUUUGGCGAUUGUGUCAUCUAUGUCUACGAUUUAUGAUGCGUUUAAAAUCCCUGUCAAGGUUGGUGGUGGGGGUAGAGCUCGUGCACUGACUGGUUUCGGACAAGGAAGAUUUGAGUUUGGUAUUGGUAAGCAUGGUGCUACUGCUAGUUGGAGUAAAGGUGUAAGUGGUGGCCUUGGUGGCGGUCUUCAUCAUAGUUCCAGUGGUUAUAUUAGCUUUGGUGGUGGAAAAGGAGGUCAAGGUAGUGGGAGUGGUGGUGGUAAUGGUGGUGUCGGUGCUGGUGGUGAAUCUAGUUCUAGUGGUAGUGUUAGCAUUGGCGGUGGCAGCCGUGGCAGUGGGAGCGGUAGUGGCAGUGGCAGUGGGAGCGGUAGUGGCAGUGGCAGUGGCAGUGGCAGCGGUAGCGGUAGCGGUAGCGGUAGUGGCAGUGGCAGUGGUAGUGGCAGCGGAAGCGGCAGCGGUGGCGGUAGCGGCAAUGGCAGCGGUGGUGGCAACGGCAGUGGCAGCGGCAGCGGCAGUGGCAAUGGCAGUGGUAGCGGUGGGGGUAACAAUGGAGGUGAUGCUAAUGUAGAUAAAAAUACGAAUCCAGAGAGUUGUAAAUGUACUUGCAAUGAUAAAUUGAGUGGCACUGUCAACAGUGAUAGUGGUGGUGGUAGUGGAAGUGGAAAUGGUAAAGGGGGUGGCAAUGGUAGCGGAAGUGGUACUGGCAGUGGCAAUGGUAGCGGAACUGGCAGCGGUAGUGGUAAAGGUGGAGGCAAUAGUAGUGGUAAAGGUGGUGGCGAUGGUAAUGGAAGUGGAAAUGGUAAAGGUGUUGGCAAUGGUAGCGGAAGUGGUACUGGCAGUGGCAAUGGUAGUGGAACUGCCGGUAAAGGUGGUGGUGAUGGUAGUGGAACUGGUGGCGGUAGUGGCAGUGGUGAUGGUAGUGGUACCGGAAGUGGUGUCGGUAGUAGCAAUAGUACCGGUAAUAGUAAAGGCAAUGGUGAUGGUAGCGGAAAUGGUAGCGGUACUGGCAAUGGUAAAGAUACCGGAACUGGUACUGGUAAAGUUAAUGGUAAUGGAAGUGGUAGUGGCAGUGGUAAUGGUAACGGCAAUGAAAGUGGUAAAGGUAAUGGCAGUGGAAGUGGUAGUGGCAGUGGUAAUGGUAGUGGAAGUGGAAGUGGCAGUGGUAAUGGUAGUGGAAGUGGAAGUGGUAAAGGUAAUGGCAGUGGAAGUGGUAAUGGUAGUGGAAGUGGAAGUGGCAGUGGUAAUGGUAGUGGAAGUGGAAGUGGUAAAGGUAAUGGCAGUGGAAGUGGUAAUGGUAGUGGAAGUGGAAGUGGCAGUGGUAGUGGAAGUGGAAGUGGUAAAGGUAAUGGCAGUGGAAGUGGAAGUGGUAAUGGUAGUGGAAGUGGCAGUGGUAGUGGAAGUGGAAGUGGUAGUGGUAGUGGAAGUAGUAGUGGUAAAGGUAAUAAAAGAAGUGAUAAAGGUGAUGGUAGCGACAGUGGAAGUGAAAAUGGUAAAGGGGAUAGAAGUGAUAGUGGUAAAGGUAGUGGUAGUAGUAGUGGUAGCGAUAAAGGUAGCAAAAAAGAUCAUUCAAGUGAUGACAAAGCUAGUAAAACAAGUGGUGGUCAUGGUAGUGGAGGUGGAGGAGGUGGUGGGGGUGGAGGCGGAGGUGGAGGUGGCGCUGGAGGUGGCAGUGGAGGUGGUGGUGGAGGCGGCGGAGGGGGUGGUGGUGGUGGAGGUGGCGGAGGUGGUGGUGGCGGUAGUAAAACAAGUGGUGGUCAUGGUAGUGGAGGUGGAGGAGGUGGUGGGGGUGGAGGCGGCGGCGGCGGUGGAGGCGGCGGCGGCGGCGGAGGAGGUGGAGGUGGCGGUGGAGGCGGUGGUGGUGGUGGUGGUGGUGGAGGCGGUGGAGGUGGUGGUGGUGGUGGUGGAGGCAGCGGUGGUGGUGGUGGUGGAGGCAACGGAGGUGGUGGUGGCGGAGGCGGCGGAGGUGGCGGUGGCGGCGGUGGAGGUGGUGGAGGAGGUGGCGGCGGUGGAGGUGGUGGAGGAGGUGGCGGCGGUGGCGGCGGCGGUGGCGGUGGAGGUGGCGGUGGCGGCAGUGGUGGAGGCAAAGGCACUAAUGAGUAUAGUUGGAGUAAUGGUAAUAAGUAUGAUUGGGGUGGCAUUAACUAUGGAGGCGGCGGCGGCGGUGGAGGCGGUAGCGGCAAUGGAGGCAGUAUCAAUAAUGAGUAUAGUUGGAGUAGUGGUAAUAAAUAUAAUUGGGGUGGCUAUGGAGGCGGUGGCGGUGGUGGAGGAGGAGGAGGUGGCGGUGGAGGUGGAGGUGGCGGAGGCAGUGACACUAGUAAAGCAAGUUUUGGUGCAAAUUUUAACAAAGGCUUUACAAUCGGUUCUGGUUCUAGACGACUUAAAGAGGUCUAUCAAAGCAAUGGUGAAUAUCCAUCAUGGUUUUCUACUACAGAUAAAAAACUAGUGAGUACCAACAAUGACAUUGAAAAUGCAAUUCCAAAUAAAAUUGUGGCUAAAGAUGGGAGUGGAGAUUUCAAAACUAUUGCAGAAGCUCUUUCUUCUUAUCCCAAGAACCACAAAGGCAGAUACAUUAUAUAUGUUAAAGCAGGAAUAUACAACGAGUACCUAACUGUUACAAAAGAACAAGUGAAUGUCUUUAUGUAUGGAGAUGGACCUAGAAAGACAAUCAUCACAGGAAGAAAGAAUUUCAAUGAAGGAGUUUCAACCAUUAGAACUGCAACAUUCUCUGCAAUUGGAAAUGGAUUUGUGGCGAAAUCGAUCGGAUUUCAAAACACAGCAGGAACAGAAGGACACCAAGCAGUGGCACUUCGAGUUCAAUCAGACAUGUCUGCAUUUUACAAUUGUAGAAUGGAUGGUUACCAAAACACAUUAUAUGUUCAAACACAUCGUCAAUUCUAUCACAACUGUGUCAUAUCAGGAACAGUCGAUUUCAUCUUUGGAGACGCAGCAGCCGUCGUCCAAAACUCGUUGAUCAUCGUUCGAAAGCCCGAGAAAAACCAGAACAAUGCAGUGACUGCCCAAGGCAGAGUUAACAAACAUGAAACAACAGGCAUAGUUUUACAAAACUGUAGGAUUGUACCUGAACAGAAAUUCUUCUCAGAAAGAUUGAUAACACCAACAUACUUAGGCAAACCAUUUAAAAAGUACUCUAGAACUGUGAUCAUGGAGUCUAUAAUUGAUGAUUUGAUUCAACCAGCUGGUUGGCUUGAAUGGGAUAAUGGUGAUUUUGGUCUUAACACAGUUUACUUUGCUGAGUAUGCAAAUAAAGGACCUGGUGCUGUAACUGAUCAGAGAGUGAAAUGGAAUGGUUUUAAAGUCAUUACUGAUAAGAAUGAAGCUCUUCAAUUCACACCAGGUCAAUUUAUUCAAGGAAAUUUAUGGCUAGAAGAAACUGGAUCACCAUUUUUUCUUGGAUUGAAGAACUAAUUCAUCUUAUAUUUUCAAAUAAUAAAUACUUGAAUAGAUAUAUUGAGAGGAUGAGAGGAUGGUAGUGAUUAAUUAAUCCUAUCCCCACCUUGUUGAUUAUAUAAAAUAAUAAUUUAAAAAGAAAAACAUUCUCAAUUAAUGUUUAGUUACAUGUUUUUUUAUUUAAUACAAGUGUGUAUUUGUAGGCUUAUUGCCUGGUUUUAAUCAAUAAUAGUAUGCAUUUACAGUACUA